Molecule: messenger RNA, 1116 nt
Organism: Lathyrus oleraceus (garden pea)
Lineage: Eukaryota; Viridiplantae; Streptophyta; Magnoliopsida; Fabales; Fabaceae
Product: hypersensitive-induced reaction 1 protein
Exons: 5
Coding region: 150-1007 (285 amino acids)
Source: RefSeq, a predicted model, not a curated record
CCAAUGUAAUCUCAUACUUUCUUGGCAAUUGACAAUGACUAGGGUUUCUUUUGUUGAUCUGCACCUUUUAAACCCUACUAUAUUCAUAUUCUCCCAAUUCUUAACUUGUUUGGAAGGAACAUUCAUUCACCAAAACCUAACAACAACAGAUGGGGAAUCUUGUUUGUUGCGUGCAAGUUGACCAAUCGAAAGUCGCUAUAAAAGAAGGAUUCGGAAAGUUUGAGAAGGUGCUUCAACCAGGGUGCCAUUGCCUACCAUGGUUCCUUGGUAAACAAAUUGCUGGUCAUGUGUCUCUUCGGCUACAGCAGUUGGAUAUCAAAUGUGAGACCAAGACAAAGGAUAAUGUCUUUGUCAACGUUGUUGCUUCCAUUCAAUACCGUGUCUUGGCAGACAGGGCCAAUGAUGCGUUUUACAAACUUACCAACACUAGAACACAACUUCAAGCUUAUGUGUAUGAUGUGAUUAGGGCAAGUGUUCCAAAACUCAACUUGGAUGAUGCUUUUGAGCAGAAAAAUGAAAUUGCAAAAGCUGUGGAACAAGAACUUGAGAAGGCUAUGUCAGCUUAUGGAUAUGAAAUUGUUCAAACACUGAUUACUGAUAUAGAGCCAGAUGUGCAUGUGAAGCGGGCUAUGAAUGAAAUCAAUGCUGCUGCAAGAAUGAGGGUGGCAGCUAAUGAGAAGGCAGAGGCAGAGAAGAUCUUGCAAAUUAAGCGAGCUGAGGGUGAAGCUGAGUCCAAAUAUCUCUCUGGGAUGGGUGUUGCUCGCCAACGCCAAGCCAUUGUGGAUGGUUUGAGAGACAGUGUGAUUGGAUUUUCGGUUAAUGUACCAGGGACAACUGCAAGAGAUGUCAUGGAUAUGGUCCUUGUGACUCAAUACUUCGACACCAUGAAAGAAAUUGGUGCCACCUCCAAGUCUUCUGCUGUGUUCAUUCCACAUGGACCUGGUGCUGUUCAUGACGUAGCUAGCCAAAUCCGUGAUGGACUUCUCCAGGGUUCUCUUCCUCAUUAGUAGCUUCUAUUCCUCGAAUUUUGUAUCUAAUUUGUAGUGGAGUAUGGUGAUUUUUUAAUGCUUUUAGUUGUAAUGCCUCAGUAUGUUGAAUCAAGUUCCACUAUGAUUG